This is a messenger RNA of Phytophthora megakarya, 2202 nucleotides long. The record is from the annotation of a GenBank genome assembly. Lineage: Eukaryota; Oomycota; Peronosporomycetes; Peronosporales; Peronosporaceae.
AUGAUCUACCCUCCUGGCUUCGUGUACGCUCGAGAUCACGAAGGACGAGAUACUGGGGGCGGUCGCUGCCAUUAUCACGCCGAGGGCGACAAUGGCGCUGAUACCAUCGUAGAUUGGGACGAGGAAUUAGGGGUGGUCAAAUUUGACGGAUCCGCUCGAGUUAAGCGCGGCGGAGGAGCGUUCAGCGCGAUCGGUCUGCCAGGAUGGGAGGUGGGCAAAGCUAGAUCGAGCUAUCUCGAGAGCCUCACCGUGAACGAAGCAGAAUAUAACGGCCUAACCCUGGGACUCGACAUGCUAGAGGGCCUAGAUCACAAACGCCUAGUGGUCUGCGGUGAUUCUAACUUAGGGAUUCGAGAAAAGCGGAAGGCCCUCGAUCGCCUAAGGAAAUGGAGUGAUCAUGAACUAGUGCAUGUGAAGAGAGACUGGAAUGGGAGCGCCGACAGCCUGGCAAGUGCCGCUUUGCAACGAAAAGGCGGGAUCGAGGUCCAGAGAGGGCCCGGGUACCAGGAUCUUGUCGCUUUGAACCGGUUAGACGAAAUCUUGAUUCCCAGGACCGAGAACCCAGUGGUGCGGGUUGCCGCGGUUACCACUCGAGCUGCCCGAGUAAGAUCUUCUGCGGGUGUCAUGCAAGAGGAUCUGAUCCGUGAGAUGCGGGUCGAUCGGAUCAAGCAGGCCCAUGAGGAGGAGGUCUGGAUCGCAGGCAUGAAGAAGUAUUUGAGUGGCUCGACCGCAGAUCUCACACAUGCGGAAGCGAUAUCGUACCGCAAGAUCGCGGCCGAUUACGAGGUAGACGAGCAGGACCUACUCUUUUACUGUCCUACCACGCCGAGAUCGGGGGAUGAUCGCGACCUAUUGCUGAGACUGGUAGUCCCCGAAACGCUGCAAUCGAUCUUACAUCAUUAUCACACUACGUUGGAAGGAGGACAUCAGGGAGUGGGGCAUACCUACCAGCGGAUCAGGGAUCACUUCCACUGGAGGGGAUUAUAUCGGAGUCUUCAGCGAUAUGUGGGGGAAUGCGUGGAUUGCGAAACAGGAAAGGGAAAACCGGUGAUCCGAGGUGAAUCACCGGGGAACUUGCAGGGGGCGUACCCGUUCCAGAUCAUCGCGAUGGAUCAUAUACCUUCACUACCCAGACCCCACAAGGGAAACACUGAGACAGCUCAGACCGUGGCAGAAUCCUAUGAGGAAUGUGUGUUUCGCCGAUUUGGUGCCAGUGAGAUGAUCCGGCAUGAUCGAGAACCCGGCUUUAUGUCCGAUUUUUUCCGGGCGUUUAAUAAGAUUCUGGGACAACGGCAGCGGGCGACGAUGGCAUAUCGUCCACAGGCUAACGGGACCGCCGAGAGAAUGGUGCAGGCCGCGACCAGGGCGCUCAUGAUGUACGUUCGCGAUCUCGAUCAGAAGGAUUGGGACGAAUAUGCUGAGCGCCUCACCUUCGCGAUAAACACGGCUCAUUAUCGGAUCCGAGGAGAUACCCCCCACUAUUUGGUGCAUGGGUGGGAUCCGAGAUCGACGCUGGAGGCUACACUGUCAGUCGGAUGCACUAGACAGCGCGAUCGAGACGCACGGCGGUGGCGUUAUCGGGUCCAGCGAUAUUAUCAGCAGUCCCGAGAGCAAGUCAACGCUAUACUGAAGGAGGCCAUUGCAGAUCGGGCCGGCCGACACAAGGAAGACGUCGGACCGCACAAGAUCGAGGCUGGAUCUAACGUCUGGUUAUACCUAGACCGGGUGAAGGAAGGAUACGCGCGGAAAUUGGCUCACCUGUCGCACGGGCCAUUCUGGGUGGCUGAAAAGAUCAACGAAUUCAGCAUCCGGCUCGAGAUCGCAGGUACUGGGUACCAGAUCUUCCCAAUAGUUCACGUGUCGAAGCUGAAAUUGGUCAAGGACUUUCCAGAUCGGCAGCGAAUGGAACUCACGGUGGACGAAUCGGAUCGCCUCGACUUCGAAGAGAUCCUGCUUCCGGAGGAUAGCUGGGUUAGAUCUCGGAGCCGACGAGUACGACGUCGAACGUAUCUCGGAUGUGCGGAGUGGGAAGAAAACGUGAUUCGGUCGGAUCUACCAAAAAUUCCUGGUGCAUUGGGAUAUGACGAGCUGACCUGGGUCGACGAAGCCAAUCUCAAAUGUGGGGCAAUAUUGAUCGCCUUCCUCCGAGAACGAGCUAAUCGAAAUCGCUUCAAUGUGAUGCAAUUACAUGAGGAGAUAUAA